AUGUAUCUAAUUCAGUUUAUUCAUAUAUGCUUCACUCUAUUUAAAUCUAUUUCAACCAUAUCUAUCUAUCUAUCUAUCUAUCUCUCUAUCUAUCUAUCUAUUUCAAUGUAUAUCUAUAGCAAUCAAUCUCAAAUCGUUCAUAUCUUUCUCACUCUAUUAAUAUCUAUCAAUCUCAUUCUGUUAAUAUCUAUCUAUUUCAAUUCUUUAUCUAUCUAUCUCAAUCUGUAUCUAAUUCAUUUUACUCAUAUCUGUCUCACCCUAUUAAAAUCUAUUUCAAUUAUAUCUAUCUAUCUAUCUAUCUAUUUCAAUUCUAUAUCUAUCUAUCUCAAUAUGUAUCUAUCUAAUUCAGUAUAUUCAUAUCUGUCUCUAUUUAAAUCUAUUUCAACUCUAUCUAUCUAUCUAUCUAUCUAUCUGUUUCAGUCAAUCUCAAGUCGUUCAUAUCUUUCUCACUCUAUUAAUAUCUAUCUAUCUAUCUUUUUCAUUCUGUUAAUAUCUAUCUAUCUAUCGAACUAUCUAUCUAUUUAUUUAUCUAUCUAUAUAUCUCAUUUUGUUAAUAUCUAUCUAUCUAUCUAUUUCAAUAAAUCUCAAGACGUUCAUAUCUUUCUCACUCUAUUAAUAUCUAUCUAUCUUUUUCAUUCUGUUAAUAUCUAUUUAUCUAUCGAACUAUUUAUUUAUCUAUCUAUAUAUCUCAUUUUGUUAAUAUCUAUCUAUCUAUCUAUCUAUCUAUCUCAUUCGUUUAAUAUGUAUCUAUCUAUCUAUUUUAAUCUAUCUAUUUCUAUUAAUCUCAAUUUGAUCUGUCUAUCUAUCUAUCUAUCUAUCUAUCUAUCUAUCUAUCACGAACCUUUUGUUUCGCACUAUACCGAUAAUUCUUUUCAGUGGCACUGA
Acanthosepion pharaonis is the source of this 885-nucleotide messenger RNA. NCBI's taxonomy places the organism in Eukaryota, Metazoa, Mollusca, Cephalopoda, Sepiida, Sepiidae. The record is from the annotation of a GenBank genome assembly.